UGAUAUCUCAGCGCGCAAAUUAAAAGUCUUGCAAAACCAGGUCAGACAACAAAGCUGUUACAGCUAAAUAUUUUUGUUAUGCUUUAUUUGAAAUGUUGUUCAGUCGAACUGAAAAACAAAAAAGCAGAAGAGGAAAUAACGGUUGGACAACAACGAAUGAACUAAAUAGCGAAAUAUAGCUCGCUAGAUAUCUGAGAAGCAACCAGUUCGUUUUAAUAUUUUCUGAAGCGGGGUAUUUGCUUGUUAGUCGCGAAGUAGCUCUUUGACAUAAUAUAGCCUACGCGCAUUUCAGAUGCAGUGUAGCUACUGGAAGCAACCUGUCUAUUUAACCGAAUGGACUCUGUGACCUGCGAACUGUGGACGUACAUACCUAAAUAACAGCCAUGGUUCUGAGCGAGAACGAUGCCGGAAAGAAUUUAAGCGCAGCAGCGGCGAGAGGAAACGUGAAAGAACUGCGGAGGAUGCUGGAGGAACAACGCGUACAUCCUGACACAGUAAAUGAAUUUGGAAGGACAGCUCUUCAGGUGAUGAUGAUGGGCAGCACCAGUGUCGCGUGUCUCCUGCUGGAGCACGGCGCGAAUGCCAACGUGCAGGAUCGCCUGGGAGUUACGCCAGCACACGACGCCGCACGUGCCGGGUUCGUUGACACGCUCCGCGUUCUGGUGCAGUUCGGAGCGUCUGUCAACACACCGGAAAACACCGGCGCACUCCCCAUUCACAUCGCCAUCCGAGAAGGCCACAGCGACGUAGUCGAGUUCCUGGCGCCUCGUUCCAACCUAAACCACCAAGACACCAGCGGGGACACGGCUCUGGACGUCGCCCGCGCCAUGCGCUGCCCCGGCGUAGUAGAACUUCUUGAACGUCAGUCUGAAUCAAGCUUGAAGUGCCAGUCAUAGUUGACAGUGGCACGCUCAGGCUUUUGUAUCGAACCGACUGGAAAUCAAACUAACUUCCUGUGACGUAAUGUUUCGUGCAACGUCGAUGUUUUUAUAUAUUUAUUAGAAGAAAAAAACAAACCCAUCUUUAGUUCUGUGAUUUACAUUUGUGUAAUUGGUGUCUAGGAGAAACACGCUGAAUCCUUGUACCUGACGUUUUGUUUGCACAUACGUUAACACAUUUAUUAGCCUAGCUCGCGCAAUCUGACCUCAUAUUAAUGAUGUAAACUAGGAAUUAAUUUCUUGUUUUUUUUUUAUUAAUGAGUUUUUAAGCCGUGCUUAUAAAGUAGGACAACGUGUUUCGUCAUUUUUCAAACUUGACACACAUGCAAAGACAUUCGUGCAAGGCAUUGACAUCUUUUUAUCAUAUUAUGAAAGCAACCUUGCAUUUUAAAACUUGAUGAAAUUUAUAUUUACUCUCUUUGAAAGCUUUAAAGAAAAACGUACUUGCACUCAUUGUGCUCUAAGCUGAUUUGUUAAAAAUUGUUUUUAAAAAAGGUUCGUCAGUUGUAAGAUUUUGAUCCUACCGUUGCUAGGCCUUCAUUAGAACACUGAUUAAAACAUUCGGACUGGUUUUAAUGGUAGUCAUUGAUAUUGUUGGAAGGGCAAGACAGAUAAUGUCCAAUGAACACUCUGAAGUCACAGCUGAAUGGACAGACAUUCAUUGUUAUUAGGCCAAUUGUAUGGUCUUAACUGCUAAACAUGAUCAAAUAUCAGUUAGUGUGAAAAUAUCUCUUUGGACCAGUCUUGAAAUUAUUUUUGAACUAGCACCAUAUGUUAAGAAGCUUUGGAAAUAAUAUGUUUGCCUAUCGUCUAUCAAAGGCUUUGAGCUGGAAUUAUUUAAUUAGUGUGACUAAUUACAUUCAUAAUGUAAUUAUUUCAAGUAACCCAUGCCCUUGUUGUGAAUUGUAUUGUUUAUUAUUUGUACAUAAUGCUUUAAAGAAUUUAUUAGAAUUAUUUAUUAAGAUAUUGUCAUGAAUUGUACACAUGUUUAAGUACAUUAUAUUUAAAAAGUUAUCACAUUAAAACGCCUUAUAGGUAUCAACUUUUAAAGAUUGUCUACUUUCACUUGAAUAUUUAUUGUUUA
Anguilla anguilla (European eel) is the source of this 2022-nucleotide messenger RNA. RefSeq names its product cyclin-dependent kinase 4 inhibitor D-like. Gene Ontology annotation, molecular function: protein kinase binding; cyclin-dependent protein serine/threonine kinase inhibitor activity. The record is from RefSeq and is a predicted model, not a curated record. NCBI's taxonomy places the organism in Eukaryota, Metazoa, Chordata, Actinopteri, Anguilliformes, Anguillidae. Bases 384 to 896 code for a protein of 170 amino acids. Gene Ontology annotation, biological process: regulation of cyclin-dependent protein serine/threonine kinase activity; negative regulation of cell population proliferation. Gene Ontology annotation, cellular component: nucleus. The transcript has 3 exons.